UUAAAAAAAUGUUUUCUUUACUAGUUUCAAGGCAUCGUUUUGGAAGGAAUGGAUAUCGGGAACCGUCGAUUAUCGGAACUUAUAAGUCGUACAGGAAAAAGUUAAAAUUGUCUUUUUUAUGUGAUAUAAUAUUAUGUUACGUAUGUGGAAAAACUUAAAAUCAUCUUUGCAUGUGACGUAUAAUAGGCUGUUGUGUAUGUUAUGUAUGUCAGCAGCUUGUGUGCCCAGGAACAGCUCUUAGAGGCUCAGCUGAAGAACUAGAGACCGUGGGACCUCCAGGGACUGGCGAAAUGUCUGUCAGCGACCAUGAAAACCGCAAAUCCCGCAGCAGCAUGGGCUCCGUCAACAUCUCACUCUUCCACAAGCCAUCCCAUGCUGAUGACAUGCUCGCACACCUCAAUGCGUUCCGCAAGGAGAGCACAUUCACGGACAUGACCCUACGGGCGGGGGGGCGCUUCUUCCCUUGCCACCGUGCCGUGCUGGCCGCCUGCAGCUGCUACUUUGAGGCCAUGUUUGGUGCGGGCCUCCGGGAGAGCCUGGACGGCGAAGUGGACUUCCGCGACAGUGUCCAUCCUGAGGUGCUGGAAGUGCUGCUGGACUUUGCCUACUCGUCAAGGGUCAUCAUUGACGAGGAGAACGCCGAGUCCCUGCUGGAGGUCGCAGACAUGCUACAGUUCCACGACGUCCGAGAUGCCGCCGCCGAGUUCCUUGAGAAGAACCUGCAUGUGUCCAACUGCCUGGGCAUGAUGUUGCUUUCAGAUGCCCACCAGUGCAGGCGGCUAUACGAGCUCUCCUGGAAGAUGUGCCUGCUGCACUUCGAAGCUGUGCGAGACACUGAGGACUUCUACAGCCUCUCCAAAGAUAAGCUCCUUGACCUGAUCCUCAGUGACGAGCUGGAGAUCGAGGACGAGCGGGUCGUGGUGGGUGCCGUCUUGCGAUGGGUGCGCCACGACCUGGACAACCGCAGGGGAGACUUUCCUGAGCUGCUGGGUGGCAUCCGUCUGGCACUGCUGCCCUCCGAGUGCCUCAUGGAGGCGGUGGCAUGUGAGGAACUGGUCAUGGCGGACAAGCGGAGCCGGCAGAUUGUCGAGGAAGCCAUGAGGUGCAAGAGGAGGAUCCUACAGAACGACGGCGUGGUCAUGAGCCCGUACGCCCGUCCCCGCAAGGCCGGCCACGCGCUACUAAUCCUGGGUGGCCAGACCUUCAUGUGCGACAAGAUCUACCAGGUGGACCACAAGGCCAAGCAAAUCAUCCCCAAGUCAGACUUUCCGAGUCCCCGGAAGGAGUUUAGCGCCAGCGCCAUUGGCUGCAAAGUCUACGUGACGGGGGGGAGGGGGUCUGAGAAUGGAGUCUCCAAGGACGUCUGGAUCUACGACACAGUACACGAAGAGUGGUCCAAAGGAGCCCCCAUGUUGAUUGCCCGCUUUGGGCAUGGCUCGGCAGAGCUGGAGAACUCACUGUACGUGGUGGGGGGGCACACGGCUACAGUGGGCGUAUUUCCCGCAUCGCCGUCGGUGUCACUGACGCAGGUGGAGCGAUACGACCCCAUGUCCAACAAGUGGGUGAUGACGGCCCCGCUGAUGGAUGGCGUCUGUAACGCCGCCGUGGUCAGCGCCAAGCUCAAGCUCUUUGUCUUCGGCGGUUCGGCCCUCCACAGGGAUGGCGCCCCCAAGGUGCAGUGCUACCACCCCACCGAGAACCGCUGGGCGGUGGCAGCCGAGUGCCCACAGCCAUGGCGAUACACGGCAGCCGCCGUCCUGGGCAGCCAGAUUUUCAUCAUGGGCGGGGACACCGAGUUCACGGCCGCAUGCGCCUACCGUUUUGACUGUGACAGCAGGCAGUGGACGCGCGUCGGAGACAUGACCUCCAAGCGGAUGAGCUGCCAUGCCGUGGCGUCCGGCAACAAGCUGUAUGUGGUGGGCGGCUACUUCGGGACUCAGCGCUGCAAGACGCUGGACUGCUACGACCCCACGUCGGACAGCUGGAACAGCAUCAGCACGGUACCGUACUCGCUGAUCCCCACCGCGUUCGUCAGCACCUGGAAGCAUUUGCCGUCCUAACAUGGAGAGGACCAUCUUAACCAUCUUAUUCGUACACAUUGGUGGCUUUUCCUGUGCAUGUUGAAUGCCAGUGAGGCGAUUCCCUGGUGUGACAACAUACAGAUACAUUAAAUGACCAAAGGUGGAUAGCUCCGGUCCAGAAAUUAAAAAUUUAAGAUUUUGUUUCAACCAACCAGUUGAGUACUUUGUGACUGUGAGACUGUGACUUUUUUAAAUUAAUUGGUUGGUUGAAACAAAAUGUUGGCCUGGAUUUUUACUUUCUGGAUCUGAACUAUUCCACCUCUGUAAAUGGCCCACAUGUUAUGCUGCUUUACAGACUGCAUAUCAGGAUUACCAAAAUGCCCAUUAAAAUGACGUACAGUGUAUUGUGCAGGGUGUCCCAUGUUUGUGCCUCCAGUGGAUAAACAUUUAUGGAAAAUGAAUGUAUGUAUGUAUGGAUGGGUGGAAGGUAACCUUAAAUAUCGAGUUAGAAAACAGUGUGAGGAAGAGGACAAAUGUUUACUUGAAAUCGGUCGACCUUUUGCUAGUUAUUGCGGAAGACUGGCAGUGAACCUUGCAGAGGCGGAUUCUGGAGUCUCUGACAAGGAUUUAUAUAAUCCAGAGAAAGAUCUCCAUCCGCUACGUGGGAUUACCUGUUUACCUCAAAGAGAGUCACAUUCCAGCUGGGAAAGUCCUCUGCAGAUCUGUUUCAGCCAGAGCCGGAAACAGAUCUGACGUGGGCUCUUUAAUACAGACCAGAGGGACCUCUCAUCUCUGCUGACAGAGUGACCCCGGAUCAAUAUCUGUCUGUCAAGUUCACAGCCACAAAGGGAGGAAUCGACCCCCCAGAAGCACAAUUCCUCAACUCUAUUGUAAUGCUUUGGCAUAGAAACGGAGAUUUACCCAUUAAAGAUACACAAUGGGACGUCCUUCCGGAAGAAGGUGCUCCGCUUAUCGCUUAUGAGGGACCUGACCUCUACUAAGCGAAUGUGCACCCUGGGUUAAAGGCUCACAGGCAACAAGUUCUUCAUUUACAUAAACAAAAGCAUUGCUCUCAACAAAGGCCUUCUGUACUAUUGAUUUAUGCGCGUUCAUUUCAGAAGAAACAGUUUCUUUUGAGAAAUCGGCCUAAUUCGUUCUGCACAGAUGGAAUCUAUAAAGGGAGAGAAUGCAGAACCCAAUUUAAACCUCCAGUGACUUUCCAUUUAUUAACUGUGUAGCUCGAAAGUAUGGAUUGA
This is a messenger RNA of Paramormyrops kingsleyae, 3277 nucleotides long. Its product is annotated as kelch-like protein 25. The record is from RefSeq and is a predicted model, not a curated record. Lineage: Eukaryota; Metazoa; Chordata; Actinopteri; Osteoglossiformes; Mormyridae. Gene Ontology annotation, cellular component: Cul3-RING ubiquitin ligase complex; cytoplasm. Gene Ontology annotation, molecular function: protein binding. Gene Ontology annotation, biological process: ubiquitin-dependent protein catabolic process.